Messenger RNA from Dreissena polymorpha, 966 nucleotides. Its product is annotated as PITH domain-containing protein GA19395-like. Gene Ontology annotation, cellular component: nucleus. The record is from RefSeq and is a predicted model, not a curated record. NCBI's taxonomy places the organism in Eukaryota, Metazoa, Mollusca, Bivalvia, Myida, Dreissenidae. The transcript has 7 exons. Bases 139 to 693 code for a protein of 184 amino acids.
CGGUGAACACUCUUCAAACGGACACCUGCUAUAUUGUGCUUACUCGAUCUUACUCAAAAUACUUUCGUUUUGCACGUAACGGUGAAAUCUUUGACGUUUGCUUUAAUUGACCGAGGCUCAUAUAUUGGACGAGUGUAGAUGUCUGGACAUGGACACAGUCACAGCCACGGGGGCUGCUCGGGACACGAUCACGACCACGUGUCGGAGGCUGACCAAGCUGCUGCCUACAGUCUGUACCUGAAGAUUGACACGGAGCGGGUACAGUGCCUCAAUGAGUCGGUGGAAGGGUCUGCAAAAUGUGUCUUUAAACCCUGGGACCAGAGACUGGACAAAGAAAAGUUUGUGGAGAGUGACUGUGAUGAGGAGCUGUUGUUCAACAUUCCGUUUACGGGGAAUGUGAAACUGAAGGGGAUCAUCCUGAUUGGUGGAGAGGAAGACACACACCCCAGCAGGAUGAGAAUCUUCAAGAACCGGCCCAACAUGACGUUUGAUGAUGCUGCGAGCGCUGCCGAUCAAGAGUUUGAUCUUCGCCCAGACCCGUCAGGAGUUCUGGAGUAUUCCACCAAAGUGACCAGAUUCAACCAGUGUGAGAGUAUCUCGCUACAUUUCCCAACUAACUUUGGGGCUGAAACAUCCAAGGUGUAUUACAUUGGGCUGAAAGGAGAUUUCUCAGAGGUUGGCACACAGACAUGAGGUUACCAUCUGCUCGUACGAGACGACACCAAACAUCUCCGACCACAAAACCACCCUCCUUGAUAGUGUCAAUCAUUUCAUACAAUGAGGCAGGUAGAAUCAGGAUUGCUACAGUUGUCUACCCCUUCGUAUUGAGGGAUGUUAUGACUGUGUUCUCUGUAUUUUGGAAGGACUGGACAGCUUUGAACAACAGUGGUGCUAUGUGCAUGUGAAAUCAUCAACACAUACCUUAUUACAAUGAUGGCAAAGAUCUUUAAUAAAUGUGGGUAUUUA